This is a messenger RNA of Lagenorhynchus albirostris (white-beaked dolphin), 1188 nucleotides long. RefSeq names its product sperm microtubule associated protein 2 (gene SPMAP2). The transcript has 12 exons. NCBI's taxonomy places the organism in Eukaryota, Metazoa, Chordata, Mammalia, Artiodactyla, Delphinidae. Gene Ontology annotation, biological process: spermatogenesis. The record is from RefSeq and is a predicted model, not a curated record.
AUGGCAGCCAGGCGGAAGCCCCAGCUGCAGGAGCCGCUGAAGCUGCCCGCCUUCACGCGGGUAACCUCCACGGGCACCGUGCUGAGCCACGUGGGCUGCACCAUCCUGGGCAUGAACACGGUGCAGCUGUACAUGAAGGGCCCCACGUAUGAGAACCGAGGGUCCAGGGUCCAGGGACCCCAAACUCCCCCUGAGGAGGUGACUGGGGAAGAAUUCAUGGACGCCCAGAACCCGGAGGAGGCCUUCGCGGAGCUGGAGAGGGUUCUGGAGAAAGACGCGGAGGAGGGCGUGCCUGAGAUGAGCCGGCUGUCCACCUCCCAGAGGACCCCUGGCACCUCCGUGGGCUGGGAGAGGAGGAAGAAGAGGCGGCUGUUGGAGUUGGUGAAACCCAAGACCAACUGGCAAGUCUUGAAAGACAGGAUGGGGUGCUGCUGCAGGGGCUACGCCUAGAUCUCCCCCCACAUGAGGAACCUGCAGUUCUGUGUCUACUGGCCAUCUGUGUACUGGACAGAGAGGUUUCUUGAGGAUACCACCCUCACCAUCACGGUGCCCAAGGUGUCCCGCCGGUUGGCGGAGCUGGCCCGACCUAAGAGGUUCUACUCAGAGUAUUACAACAACAACAGGACCACCCCCAUCUGGCCCAUUCCCCGGUCCACCCUGGAGUACCAAGCGUCCGACCGCCUGCGGGAACUGGCCACCCCGAAGGUCCGGAGUAACAUCUGGAGUAUACACAUGUCUGAGGUGUCCCAAGUGUCCAGGGCAGCCCGGAUGGCCACCCCCAGUCUGAGGAUCAUCCAGCUGGCAAAGCCCAGGGCUCCAGCCGCCCUGCGGGAAGAGUGGGACCCCAUGCCAAAACCCAAGCCACACGUGUCAGACUAUAACCGUCUCCUUCACCUGGCCAUGCCCAAGCCCCAGUCGGACAAGUGUGUUUCUGACCGAGACCCACGCUGGGAGGUGCUGGAGGCCACCAAGAAGGCGGUGGCCAGUCCCCGCAUCGUCUCCCUGGCCAAACCCAAAGUGCGGAGGGACCUGAGCGAGGACUACGACCUGCGUCCCCUCGCCUGCACGAGCUUGCCACCCCCAAGAGCAUCACCAAAAAAGCAUGAGCAGCCCAGCCGCAUCCUGGGCGCCCACAGCCCCUCAAACUCAGUGACCUCCGUAAGAAACCAGCUGAUGCCUGCUGCGUGA